AGAAAUGCCUCAUAACUGGUUAAAAGAGCAAGCUGAUUACUAUGAGGAAGUCUUAACUGACUAUCAGGCCAAAUAUUCUAGAUUACAAGAGCUUAAGAAAAAAAUGCGAUGCCAAAAUAACAGAGUGCAGCCAAAAGAUGGAUGCAAACAGAAUUGCCUUGUUCAAAUUCCUGGCUCAUCUAAAAAGAAGGAGUUAGUAAAAAAUGAUAUAAUAUAUUUGCCCUUAAAUACACUUCCUGACAA
Messenger RNA from Dentiscutata heterogama, 243 nucleotides. The record is from the annotation of a GenBank genome assembly. NCBI's taxonomy places the organism in Eukaryota, Fungi, Glomeromycota, Glomeromycetes, Diversisporales, Gigasporaceae.